GUUCCAUCUUCUCCAUUUCCCUAAGGAUCUCAGAGUAUAAUAAGCUUCGGAGGGUGCGUGGUGUCCCAGCUUUUACCAACCAACAACAAGCGGCUUCGAGUAACAUACAAGAUCGAAUUCCUCUCGAUUUUGUGCGAAUUCUGUUACUUAAACAGCUGUUAGAUCAUUAUUUGAUUAGUUUUCAGCUUGAUCUGUUGGUUCCGCUCUUGGUUUCAGGUUAAGUAGUUUGGACCAAGUUUGCGAUAAGGAGUUGUCUUUCUUCGUAAAGGGUAGGAAUAUUAUCCCUUUAAAUUAACCACUGAAGUUUUGAAGGCCGAGAUAAGCUGCUGGAGAUAGUUAUAACUUCGUACUUUUACUCGGUAACGUGUCAUUUCAGUGUCGGGAAGGUCUGUUUUUUUGCCGCAAAGUGAAAGGCAAAGAAGCGAAUAAAGAAGACAAAAAAAAACAAAAAAAAGCAAGAAACGUUCCAUAACGGGGGACUGUUUCUCAAUAAGGCUGUAAAUAGAGUGAGGUGGAAAUUGCAACAUUACCACUCGAAUUAGACUGUGGUCAGUGGGUUUCGACUUCUUAAUUUCACGGCAUAAGGCUUUUCCUUGGAUACAAUUUGCAUUUUGGUUUGCUAAUUCGUUAGGAAAGCUCUGUAACACUCAGCUCAUGAGUUUACUAUAUCAGUAGACUCUCUUUUUUCUCCCUUUCUUUCGCUCACUCACUCACUCACUCUCUCUCUCUCUCUCUACACGGGUACUUCGGUUUUGGAACUUGGUGUGUCGUCUUUGGAUUCUGGUUUAUCUAUUUUCUUUUCCCUUUAUUAUUUCCCUUACGUUUUCUUUUCACAAUCACCCAUCUUAAUACUUCCUGUCCGGCUAUAUCAACAAUGGCUUCCAAAAAAAACUCUUUACUUGAAUACGUGAACUCGCCAUUUCUCAAUGGAGGAGGCUAUUCUAGACCUUCGUUGAAAAGUGACGAAGCUCCGUCACCAAUCCCAGCUCUGGGUUCUGGGUUCAAUCAAAUGCUUUACGGUCAAAGCAGCACUCCCUUAACGCCAGUCUUUUCGACAUACGAGGAUCUUCCUCGAGCUCCUUCGCUGGGUUAUGGAGGUUCUCAACUAGCUUCUUUAAAGCAUAGUUAUGAUAAUUUGCAGUUCAAUGCUGGACCCAUGUCUGCACUUUCUGUUUUGCAGGAUCAGGAAGAAAGCUCAAAUUUGGGUUCUUUCUACCAUGGUUCGAGUUCUGGCAGUCCGAUUCAAAAACUUGUCGAAACCGGCGAAUUUUCGAAGAUGAAUUAUGCGUUUUCUAACAACAACGAAUUUCUUUCUCUCUUGCAUAGACUUGUAAAAGGUCGUCUCACGAUUCACGUAUUCGAUCUUUACAGCAAAGCUGUGGAAGAUGGUUUAACAUUUGAUCUUAAUGUUUAUAACACUGUGCUUAGCAUUAUGGCAAAUGAUGAAAACGCACAUGCCUCCUCGUCUGCCAUUCAAAAUUUGUUGGGAGUGUAUAUGGACAUGCUGAAGGUUGGAUUGGAGCCAGACGUACUUUCCUACGAAAGUAUUAUUCUAGCUCUUUGUCGUCGUGCGGAUUAUGUCACUAAGGAGAUUGAAUCCUUAGAGAGCAGAGUCAAGUACAGCGCAAAAUGUGUUACCCAAGAUCUUCAGUCGAAGAUCACUAGCUUGCGCUCUGAAAUCCCUUUGGAAACAGCAGUAUUUAUUUAUACCUCAAGCAUCAUGAGUGCUGAGAACAUUUCGUACAGCUCGUCAUUUUACAACCAAAUGUUGAGCACUGUUUGCACUUAUGGUGCCGAUGUUCAACUCACUUUCCUCAUGGAAAAUCUUAAACCAAAUGUUUUCAGCUCGGAAUCUUCGUCAACUCUUGUCCCUGUUUUAAUCCAGUGUUUUGGAAAAUUGGGAAAGCUCGAAAAGUGUAUUCAGCUGAUGCAUCGGUUUAAUCUCGCUAACCGAAUGUUUACACAUCCCAAUGCUAGCGUCGGUGUUCUAAAAGCUUUGUUAGAAGCUUACUUUUACAAUGAUUGCAUUAGUGAUGCCGUGUCUGUUAUGGAAACGAUUCUUACCGGCCAUGGUGUUGGUUUAAUUCCCGUGGAAUUGUCUAUGUUGUUCUUGUCACAUUUAGCAAAGAAAGGCUGCUAUAAGGAAGCCUUCUCAUGGCUUAAGGCCUUAGAGCGGUCGCCAAAGUUCGUCGUCACUGCGAAUGUUUUGGACGAUAUUCUCUCCUCCGCUUGUUCGAAUGGGGAUGUUGAUUUUGCUAUAGUGUUUGUGCGAACUUACUCAUUGGCCAAAUUUUCGGGCCAAUAUGUUGCGCUCUUGCGAUACUUGGAAUUGUUAGCUGUGGAACAACGAGUUGAUGUUUUGCGUUUGCAUGCUCCUCCACUAAUCCGCUCAGUGUCUUCAUGGACAAAUCACACAUUUGCCAAUGUGUACAAGGCCUUAAUAUCGUCUGGACAUUUGGCUGUCGCCCUUCGCUUGUUGCGGAAGCAUGUGGAUCCGCGUGACCGUUUUGAUACGAAUCAAUUUCCGGCUUACUUGUUUAUGCUCAUUCCUUGUGUCUUCAACGAUUUUUGGGAGGCCUUGGACUCGAAUCUACGUAAAGAUCCUAAUGUUUGCCUUCAUUUGUUAUCUAUCCUACAGACACAACGAGGGUUUUUAUUACUAAGCUUUAAUGUCCACUUGUUGCGUACAGUAAUAUACCACCUUGCUAAACAAUCCGAUUAUUCUAGCUUUUUGUCACCAAGGAUGUUUGCAUUUUGUUUAGAAUACACUGCAUUCAUUGUGGUUCAGACAGAAGGUUCGGAUGGAUUGGUUAAUGAUUUGCUUUUGUUACUAGAGUGUUUCAUGAAGCAUGGUCGCCCCUUGCCAUUUACCAACGUUUAUAUCGUUUUUCGUUCACUUAGCUAUCUUGAAAAAGAUGACGACUUUGUGAGGAAAGUUAGGGCUGCUGUAUUUACUGAAGUUUCAACAGGCUUCUCAACGGACUCGGGCGGUGGUAGAAUUCUUGCAGAUAUCUCGCAGGUGUGCCAUGAUGUUGAUGGUUUGGAUGUUGUUAAUCAAGAAGCAAACUCGGCCAUUCUGAAAAUGUUAACCAACUCUCCUUUUCAACAGGUGGACAUUAAUAUGUUGCUGUUCAAUUUCGGAAAGCUAAUGGAAACCGGCACGUAUCUGCAUCCUGAGGUGUAUCCAUUGUUGAUUUCUGUUUUGAGUAAAAACAAACGGUUUGAUGCAGUUCAGAAAGUGUUCCAACACACAAAGGCCUUGUUUCGGCUUAUGAAAUCGAGUAGCCUUGAGAAAGCGAAUUGGUUCUUGGCUCUUGUGCUGGAUAGCAUGGUCCUCGCUUCUUCAAUUGCUCGUGAUUUCCAUAUGAGUAACACUUAUCGUCAAGAGAUGCGUGAACUUGGUUACGUACCGCGUGCAUCGACUUUUGCCCAUCUCAUUAACAACUCAUCCCGGAAAGGUGAUACUGAUGAUGCCUCGACGGCAUUGGCAAUUUUUGAGGAAACAAAAGUUUCCAACGUUCGGCCCUCUGUCUUUCUUUACAAUGCUGUUCUGUCUAAGCUGGGUCGGGCUAGGCGAACGGUAGAGUGCAUGAAACUUUUUCACGAAAUGAAGGACCGUGGUUUGGUUCCAACGAGCGUCACCUAUGGAACAGUUAUCAAUGCUGCUUGUCGUGUUGGCGAUGAGCGACUUGCUGAAAACAUGUUCAUAGAGAUGGAGAAGCAGCCCAACUAUCAACCUCGUGUUGCUCCUUACAACACAAUGAUUCAGUUCGAGGUACAAACAAUGUUUAGCAGAGCCAAGGCUUUGCAAUACCAUAACAGACUUUGUAUUGCUGGGAUUAAACCUUCUUCUCAUACGUUCAAGUUGCUCAUGGACGCCUAUGGCACUUUGAAGCCGAUUGACAUCGCAUCUGUUGGGACUAUUUUUGAACUGAUGCGUCGUUUGAAUACCCCCGUACUUGCUAUGCAUUACUCUGCCUGCAUUCACAUCCAGGGUAUUGUACUUUCUGAUAUCAAGGCAGCUACGGAGUGCUAUAACGAAGCGCUUGAGAAGGCUCGUGCGAAGGAACUCGUGUUGGAUGCCAAUUUUUUCCAAUCACAAAUCGAGUCAUUGGUUGAAAACGAGCAACUAGACAACGCGAUUAGCGUUGUCAAGGACAUGGAGAAAUUUGGUGUCAAACUGAAUGCAUACAUUGUGAAUGCUCUUAUUAAGGGGUUUUCCAAAGUCGGCAAUUUGGAAAGGGCUAGGUUUUACUUUGAUCUUUUAGAAACACGUGGAACGACGCGCAAAGAACCAAGCACGUAUGAAAACAUGGUGCGUGCAUAUUUAUACUUUGACAAGGCGAUGGAAGCGCUUGAAGUUGUCUCUCAACUCAAACGGAAACGUUACCCGGGACCUGUUGUUAACAAGAUUUCGUCUCUAGUUGAUACAUAUCUUCAACACAACAAUCCUCUUUUUACCAAACAUUCCCCCUCUCAUAAAAAGCAAGGUUCCCCGAACUCUGCUGCCGCUGGAGUAUUCCAUGGCAAGGAAAGAAAGCCUAAUACACCAAGGCAGCAGUACAAUCGAAUUAGGGAAUAAUAUAAAACCUUAUUUAUAUCUCAUUAUUAUUAUCUAUCUUUGUAAUGAAGGGUCGCUCUUUUUUUACCUGGUCCAUUCUGUUUUUAGUUUUGAAUGCAUUCAAUCAUAUUCUUCCCUUUAACCUCAAUAGGUGUCCUUUUUUCUGCAAAUGAAUAAGCAUGGCGUGCCGAGUUUCUGCAGUAAGAAUGUUAAAAGAAACUCGAAAUGUGAUUUUAUUCAAUUGCGGCUCCGAGCCUUUUCCUUUUGUAAAACAUUGAAAAGAUACUCUAUAAAUAACAAACAUCUCGAAUAAUGUGGAGUUUCCAUAUUUAUAAUCUUUAUCUGC
Schizosaccharomyces japonicus yFS275 is the source of this 4907-nucleotide messenger RNA. RefSeq names its product PPR repeat protein. NCBI's taxonomy places the organism in Eukaryota, Fungi, Ascomycota, Schizosaccharomycetes, Schizosaccharomycetales, Schizosaccharomycetaceae. The transcript has 2 exons. The coding region runs from base 875 to 4582 and encodes 1235 amino acids. The record is from RefSeq and is a predicted model, not a curated record. Gene Ontology annotation, cellular component: mitochondrion.